Messenger RNA from Aphanomyces astaci, 1170 nucleotides. RefSeq lists its product as hypothetical. The coding region runs from base 1 to 1170 and encodes 389 amino acids. The transcript has a single exon. NCBI's taxonomy places the organism in Eukaryota, Oomycota, Saprolegniomycetes, Saprolegniales, Verrucalvaceae. The record is from RefSeq and is a predicted model, not a curated record. Gene Ontology annotation, molecular function: nucleic acid binding.
AUGGUUGCGUCAAGGAAGAAAAGUCGCUGUGGUGCGCCCCGCAAGUACGAUGGUGACAGCGUACGAAACGUCGUCACAAAUGUGCCGUCGUACCGACGAUCCAACUUCCGUUCAUUGGCGGCUGCAACUGGGAUACCCAACACUUCGCUUUGGAAUCUCCUGCAGGCCAACAAACUUUGCCGCCGCACGAGCCGUGUGAAGCCCAUGUUGUCCGUCAAGCAAAAGUCCGACCGCUUCAAAUUCGUCCAGAAGUUCGUGCGGGUGGGUCAUGGUCGCUAUCGUGUGUGGCAUGACGUGUUGGACUAUGUGCACCUCAAUGAGAAGUGGUUCUACAUCACUCAAAUCAAUCACCGCGACUACCUUUGGCAUGAUGAACCCAUUCCCCAACGGAAGGUCCAAUCCAAGCGCCACAUCACUAAGGUGAUGUUCUUGUGUGCGGUUGCGCGGCCUAGAUUUGACUUUGGACGGCGCGUCAUGUGGGAUGGCAAGAUUGGACUGUGGCCCAUCGUCGAAACCAAAGUGGCGGCACGUCGGAGCAAGAACCGUGACCGUGGCACGCCCGUCACUGUCCCCAUGACGGUGACAAAGCCCAUCUACCGUCGACUGUUAGUUGACAAGGUUAUACCAGCUAUCCAAGCGAAGUGGCCUGGGCAGCGUGGUGGUACAAUUUACCUGCAGCAAAACAACGCGCGACCGCAUGUUGCUGUUGACGACGCAGAGGUGGUGGCUGCCAGCCGCAAGAAUGGCUGGAACAUACAGCUGGUCGCGCAGCCAGCAAUGAGUCCGAACUUCAACGUCCUGGACCUUGGUUUCUUCAACGCUAUCCAAAGUCUCCAGCACCAGACUGCUAUGCGGACAAUUGACGAUCUUAUUGCGUCCGUUCAAGACGCGUAUUCAAGCCUGGCAAGCCAAGUUUGGGACAAGACCUUUAUGACAUUGCAAAAGGUGAUGGAAGAAGCGUUCAAGUUGGAAGGUGACAACAUCUACAAGCUGCCUCACUUGAAGAAGGACUUGCAAUUGAAGUCUGGAACAGUGGCAUUGAGACCACCAUGCGAUGAAGAUGUGACGCUUGAACUCGAUGCUCUAGAGUCUCGUUUGGACGAUGAGCACCUCGUUGGCGAAAUCGUGGGCAUGCUUGGCCCAGCGUUGAAUAUUGUUGACGACGCUUGA